AGGGCAGGCCGGCGCGCGCGAGCGCGCGCGACCCAGCGACUUCCUUCCGGCCUGCUCUCCUCCAACUUGACUGACUCCAACCACAACACAACUGGGUCGAUUUGCGCGUUGUUGUCCCCCGAUGAGCAAAACAUUGCCUGAAACCUGAACGGUCAUGACUGAGCAGGAGCAGCGCACGUUCACGGAAAGACUGGAAGCGGCACUCUCUUGGAUGAAGGCUGCCCAGGAGAGGCUGAGGGCAAACGAUAACACCCAAGGGCCCCGCAAUGCUCUUGAAGCCAGACUCAGAGAGACCGAGAAAAUUCACCAAUCAGAGCACGAUGGUCGUGUGAAGAUGGAGAUGGCGCUGGUCGCAGCGGAGCAUCUUCUGGAGACGGGGGAGGAAGGCGUGAAGAGCCACAUCCACGCUAAGCUCAAAGAAUUAAAAAGUUGUUGGGAGGAAACGUGCACCUACAUCAUUCACUGCCACAGUCGGAUCGAGUGGGUGUGGCUCCAUUGGAGCGAGUAUUUGAAGGCCCUCCGGGAGUUUGAGUCGUGGCUAGCCAAGCAGCAGUGCCACUUGGAUGUCGGCGUGCCCUUGCAAGUGGGAUUGAAGGAAAAGCUGUGGCAAGCGGACCAACAGAGAGUGGCGCUGAGCGACGUCCACGGCCAGGCAGCUCUGAUCAAGAGGCUGCUGGACGAAGCCGCCGUGCUGCACGACAGAACCCGAGACCCCAGCGUGGACUCCCGAGCUCGGGAGGGACUGCAGCAGGCGUACGACGACCUCAAGGACAAGGUGGAGGAUCGCCUAGCGCUGCUUCAGGGGAUGGCCGAGGAGCACCGGACUUACCGAGGCAGUGUUGAGCGCUUUCAGUCAUGGCUGCUGUCCAAGACCAAGGAGCUGACAGAUCUUAUGGAGAAAGAGGACACGUCAGAGAACAAGAUCCAAGCUUUAAAAGCCCUGGACGACAUGGUAGCCAGUGAGGAAAAAACUCUGCAGCAUAUAGAGGCUGCGGCUGAAGGCGUCAGAGUCCAGACGUGCCCCGCUGGAGCGGAGCUGGUUGUAGACGAGGCUGAAGAGCUCAGGCUUGGUUGGCAGAGACUGAGACAAGGCCUGUGUGAGGUUGAGGAGGGUCUGCGCUCCACAUUGGAUACGCACGGCGACUACACGGCAAGAUGCAGGCGACUGCAAGACGACGUGGGAAGCCUCCGGACACGACUCCGGGAGCUCGAGCGGGAACUGGAGGACCCUCGUGGGGCUGAGUUUAGCGAAGCGCAGAUGAUGGACCAGUGGAGAAGAUACACGGACGUGAGAGAGGCUCUGGCGGCGGAGGAGUCCCAAGUGGAACGUCUAAAGUCGCAGCUCAAGGAGCUGUUCGGGUUCUCGGAGGACUCCCGUCACAUUUCCGACGAUGUCCUCGCUGUGGUCAGAGAACAUCAGAGCGUGAAAUGCAAAGCGGCCAAAUUGUGCUCUGAGUCAGAGUGCAGCUUGAGAAAGACGCUGGAGGACACCCUGCUUUUCUUUGCGCGCUGGAGAGAUAUGGUCUCUCAGGUUUUGGAGGCAUCUGCUGAGGUCACAGACUUGUCACACAUUCUUCAACUGCUCCAGAAUAUUGAGCGGCUGGUGAAGGACAGUAUCCAGCUGCAGGAGCGUUUGAAUCAGCUCCAAACGAGGGGGGACCGGCUCCAAUCUCUGUUUGAUCCCAAACGUUCCGAUGCUCUGCGCAGUGAGCUGAGUUCUGCGACGAGGAACAGAGAACUACUGCACGAUCAGCUUAUACAGAGAAAGGGAAGACUGGAGGCUUUCAUCUCAAGCACAAAGGACUUUGAAGAGGCCUCCGUUGUGAUUGGCUCCAAGUUGAGCAGUCUCAGAGAUGCAAUGAUGGCAACCGUUGGGCUCCAGCCUGACAUCCUGGCAAAGAAAAGUCAGUCCCAGCAGUUCAGGGUGAUCCAAAAGGAGCUAGAAGACUGCGAAGCCCACAUCACAGCUCUGGAAACGCUCGUAUCGUCCUGUCCGAGCAAACACUCUCGCUUUGAAAAGCUCUAUCGCGACUGGAAAUACCUGAACGAGACAAUUGAGGCGAAUCUGCACAAGUGUGAGGAGAAUAUCGGCCAUCAUGCAAAUUUCCACGAGCGUUUCCUAAACCUGGAGAAAUGGUUGACUAUCGCCAAGCAGAAGCUGGAGUCCUUCAAGAGCCCUACGGGAGAGUGGAGCAUAGAAAAGCGCCAGCAUGAGGCCCAGAAAACACUUGGAGAGUUUCCGGAGAAGGAGAUCCAGCUUCACCAGUUGGAGAUGCAGGCUCAGACGCUUUUAAAAAGGACCUCGGAGGAAGGAAGAGUCCACAUUGAGGGAGAUAUGACACGCCUUCAAGGUUUAUGGUUGGCCUUGUAUACCACCAGUCUCAAUAUUCACAGGCUGGUGAAUGGUUCCAUAAAUAAGGUGGACAGCGGAUGCUUUGGUCAAACUGAAGACUUAGCCGUACUGCCUGGACUACAGCAGGAUAAUCCUCUCAAAGUAUCAGGAAAAGGGAUGGGCAGCCACACUUUCUGUGCUGGAGAUGGAGAGGAUUUGUCCAUGUUGAGUCAAGCAGGUCAUCAUCAUCAGCAGCAGCAUCAUCAUCAUCAUCAUCAGCAUCAGCAGCCUCUUGCUGAAGACUCUACAGUGGAUACAAAUGUUAACAGUGACGCAGCAAGCAGAGGAGCACUUUGGCCUGCUAGUGAUGAGGAAAGCCCAGAAGAAAAGGCUCCGACCAUGGAGAGCCUGGGCCAAGGUGAAGGAGCUUUCAGGCUUUUCACACAGCCUCCAACCAAGCAGCAAGCCAGCACAAUGAUGGAUGAAGUGGAAUUUGAGUACAAAAGGACAGAGUUUGAGGCUUGGCUCUGCAAAGAGAAUGAGCUGCUUUCAGGGAUCCUUAACAGCAAGGGAGCGACACUAAAGGGCAACCAACUCAAGAUACAACAGGAAACAUUAAACGCCCUGAGGUCAAGGGUAACCUGGGGUCAGGAGCACUUCCAACUUUUACUUCAAGGAAGUGCAAUGAGUAAGAGUGGAUCAGGUUCAGCAGCAGACGCAAGUCUAGAAGAACUUCGUUACCGCUGGAUGCUCUACAAGUCCAAGCUAAAGGCUGUUGUUGUCCCCCAGGCUAGGCUGGGCUCCAAGAAAAUCACCCACAAAUUGGGGAAACCUGCCACUGGAGCAACGCUAUAUAAGAAACCUGGCUUGCUGCAGCGGGUGUGUCGACUGGCUCUUCCUCUCUGGCUCCUCUUCCUGGCUUUACUGCUGCUGGCCUUUCUCCUGCCCCUUGUGGACAAAGGCGAAAGCUGCUCCAUCUCCAACAACUUUGCAAGAUCUUUCAGUGUUAUGCUGCGCUACUCUGGACCACCGCCUACAUAGACGCAACCCAUCGCACUUUCACAUUCUUGUCUCACAGCUCCAGUUCCAAGAGAUCCAAAACCAUAUUUUAAUGAACAUUUGAAAAGCAUAUUAUGUUCACUAUUUACACACAUAUCAGCCAAAUGCCUUAUACAGUUGCUACUUGUUAGCCAACAAUAAAGUUGCUAAUGUUAACCAUAUAAAAUAAAAUACUGUUCAAUCCUCA
This is a messenger RNA of Syngnathus acus (greater pipefish), 3578 nucleotides long. RefSeq names its product spectrin repeat containing, nuclear envelope family member 3 (gene syne3). Bases 155 to 3373 code for a protein of 1072 amino acids. The record is from RefSeq and is a predicted model, not a curated record. Gene Ontology annotation, molecular function: actin filament binding. The transcript is spliced from 18 exons. Lineage: Eukaryota; Metazoa; Chordata; Actinopteri; Syngnathiformes; Syngnathidae. Gene Ontology annotation, cellular component: meiotic nuclear membrane microtubule tethering complex; nuclear outer membrane; cytoplasm. Gene Ontology annotation, biological process: nuclear migration.